Mus pahari (shrew mouse) is the source of this 1585-nucleotide messenger RNA. Its product is annotated as C-type lectin domain family 4 member A-like. Gene Ontology annotation, molecular function: signaling receptor activity. The annotation marks the transcript as partial. Lineage: Eukaryota; Metazoa; Chordata; Mammalia; Rodentia; Muridae. The transcript has 5 exons. The record is from RefSeq and is a predicted model, not a curated record.
UCCUGCUUUCUGACCUGCUUGAUCACAUACCGGUUUAGUACGGACAAGCCAAAUGGAAGACUAUCUGAACUUGACAGGUACCAUUCAUUCACCUGCUUCAGUGAAGGGACUAUGGUGUCAGACAAAGUCUGGAGCUGUUGCCCAAAGGAUUGGAAGCCAUUUGGUUCCCACUGCUACUUGGUUCCCACAGUUACUUCAUCAGCAUCUUGGAACAAGAGUGAGGAGAAGUGCUCAAACAUGGGUGCCCAUCUGCUGGUGAUCCAUAGCCAGGAAGAGCAGGAUUUCAUCACUGGGAUCCUGGACACUCGUGCUGCUUAUUUUAUAGGGUUAUGGGAUACAGGCCAUCAACAAUGGCAAUGGGUUGAUCAGACACCAUAUGAAGAAAGUGUCACAUUCUGGCACAAAGGUGAGCCCAACAGUGACAAUGAAAAAUGNGUUACANUANUUCAUCNUNGGAGNGAUGGAUGGGGCUGGAAUGAUAUCCCUUGCAGUCUUAANCAGAANUCANUUUGUCAGAUGAAGAAAAUAAACUUAUGAAUUACACAUUCUUCAUGGGCACUCGAUUUCAUUGUUAUCCAACAUUACAUGGACACCUGGGAAAUUCUACAAUUGGAAAAGCCGUUCACAGAAUUUAAGUGAGCAGCAAAUGGUUAUGCAUACACUGGCUCACAUAUAUCCUUGUGCGUUUAUCCACCUAUUCUGUCAUAAAAUGAACUUUCANUGAGAAUUUUCUACAUACCACAGAGUAUACAGAGUCCCUUUUGGGCACACAUGGAACUUUUUNCCUUCUCAUUUACUCAUGUCAUUGUAUGAUAGGUUCUCUUGGUCUAUCUGUUUCUGUUUCUCUGUUUUUUUAUGCCUUUGGAUUUAUUGACAUUAAAUUGAGAAGUAAACUUAUAAAUAUUUAAGUGUUUGGAUUGAUACACACAGAUAUGUACUAUGAAAUAUACUUAAAUAUUUACUGUGAAAUAAUUGUCCAAAGAAUGUUCACAACAUCUUCCUUUACUUAAUAUCAUUUCCAUAUUGCAUGUGUGUGUGUGUGUGUGUGUGUAUGUGUGUGUGUGUGUGUGUGUGUGUGUGUGUGAGAGAGAGAGAGAGAGAGAGAGAGAGAGAGAGAGAGAGAGAGAGAGAGAAGUAUACUUAUGGCCAUGGCCAUUUAAAGAAAAUUCAGAAACACAGGACAGUGCUAACAAUUAUUCUCUUGUACAAUGGAUCUCAGUAUUUAUUUCUAUUUUAUCUGGCAGUUUGUUCCCUUCAUCAAUAUGUCAGAGAUCCCAGUACCCCACCCUUUACAACCAUGUAUUCUUCACUCUAAUUCCUGAGAUUAUUUGAUAAAUUAUUAAGUAAGUAAUUAUUGUAAUAUUUUAUAGAUUAUCUCUCCUUUUGAUUUCUCUAAUGAUUCAUAAAAAGCAGCAUCUCCAGCCACCAACAUGCAGUACACCAACAUGCACAUAUUUUUUGUAAUGUUUAAAUGAUGUUUAAGAACAAUACUGAAUUACAGUUUAGGCUUAGAUAAUAAAGAAUGAAAACUAAGGUCCAACUUGCUGAUGUGGCUACAGUGCUCACUUUAAAAAUGUGAACAUAU